Erinaceus europaeus (western European hedgehog) is the source of this 674-nucleotide messenger RNA. It is a transcript of the gene C9H3orf85, whose product is annotated as chromosome 9 C3orf85 homolog. Lineage: Eukaryota; Metazoa; Chordata; Mammalia; Eulipotyphla; Erinaceidae. Bases 110 to 382 code for a protein of 90 amino acids. The record is from RefSeq and is a predicted model, not a curated record. The transcript has 3 exons.
GACCUUCCAGGUAUGCAGCAAAUUCUUCACACCCCCAAGAAGGACCUGAUAUGCCCUAAAGCUUCACUCAGUCACAAUUAAAUAAAAUCUUUCUUUCCCAAACAGGAAUAUGGCUUAUAAAUUGCUUCAAGUGAUUCUCUAUGCAACAUUGCUUCUAGGAGCACUGGGAGCGCCAUUUUUGGUAGAAGACCCAGCGAACCAAUUUCUACAUCUCAAAAGACACAUAUAUUUACAGGAUUACUUGGACCCAGAUCACAAUCCGAAUACGUGGGGCAACAUACUGGCUGAUCAGGUUCGGGAAACAUGGAGUGCUUUGAAAACAACAGCACAGUAUUAUCUGAAUGUGAAUGCCUUUGCCACUGACAAGGGGACUGCCCAGUAAAUGUGCUCUGCUGGCUAAAAUAGGAAAGCAAAAUCACUGGGAGCUGGCAGGACAAUCCAAGGGCUUUGGCAAUGGGAACAAAUGCAUGCCAUUUGCUAGAUUAUUUAUUAUGUCUGUCUCAUAGAGAUAUUAUAAGGAGCAAAUAUAAAAACACAUGUGCAUAGCUAGAGUCAGAAGUGCUCAAAUGGUUACUUUUAUAUGAGGACCAAAAUAAAUAUUGUAGUAAAAACAUUUACUAAAAACUGGACUUUUAUGGAAAAGGAAAUAAAAGCAAUAAAUAGUUGUCAUUCAA